AUGGCGCCGGAUGAUAGCCCUAAGGAAGAUGAAUUCUUAGGUGGCGCUGUCGACGCUGUAGCAGAAUUCAGGGAGAUUGGUCAUGUUUCGGAGUUCGAUGCCAGACUUGAACUCUCCGUUGGAGCGCUGGCGAGUGACACAAGCGCACUGGAUGCAAUCUGGCACCGUACAAAUUUCUCGCUUUGUCCCCUUCUGCCACAGCAAAGCGUAUUACUCGGGUUGCAGUUGUUCGUCACAGCGUCUUCACCCGGAAACGUAUCAUCGCAAACGUCGCGUCUGAAAACACGGAAUGCUUGCUCCAGAGCACGCUUCACGUUGAGCGCAACCUCCGCCGGUGUAGGGGACGUGCCUGGUAGAUGGCUGAUUGCUCGUGUCGGGAGCUCAUCGAAUGCAAGAAUGACCGGAGUAAAGCAGAAGAGAAGUAAGAGCCAUCGCGAGAGCGUGAUCAAAGACCUAGCCAUCGAUGAAGCGGAUAUGAUGAACAGUACCAGAGGUAACAAGGCUGAGGUACACGUCCUGAUCACGACUUGA
Molecule: messenger RNA, 531 nt
Organism: Alternaria burnsii
Lineage: Eukaryota; Fungi; Ascomycota; Dothideomycetes; Pleosporales; Pleosporaceae
Exons: 2
Coding region: 1-531 (176 amino acids)
Source: RefSeq, a predicted model, not a curated record